Phytophthora sojae is the source of this 951-nucleotide messenger RNA. RefSeq lists its product as hypothetical. The coding region runs from base 1 to 951 and encodes 316 amino acids. The transcript is spliced from 2 exons. NCBI's taxonomy places the organism in Eukaryota, Oomycota, Peronosporomycetes, Peronosporales, Peronosporaceae. The record is from RefSeq and is a predicted model, not a curated record.
AUGAGCUCACUUACACCUGUGCAAGCUCAAGAUACAAGUGUAACAGAAGAAAAUGUUACUGAGAACGAUGUCGAGGCGUACGCGAAGCGCAAACUUCUCAAGCUAAAUAUUGGGGGAGAUUUUGCAGCUCGUGGCGAGCUUUCAUCCAAGAUGCUCACCAUUUAUCCCAGUGCAAACGCAAUCGCUCCUCCAGUUACGGCCAGGACGGCGAGUAAUGAAGCUGUUUCUUCCGCUGCUAUUAACCCAAGCUCAUUGAGCGAGGCACCUGCUACGAGAUUGGAAGCAGCAGUCCACGCAUCCAAAACUGUGCCAACCGAUGCUGACGCGUUCGAGUCUGAUUUAGAUGAUGGCAGCGAAAAGAGCGACAACGAAUUUGUGUUGCCUGAUGCGGAUUCAUCUGAGCAAGAUUUCGGAGAGCACAUAGCGCCUAGUGCUGGAGGUACCUGUUUAGCUGAUGGCCGUGACGGAAGCUCAGCAAUUUCUGUGAACCCGUUAAAAAUGGGCUGGGCAAGACGGCCAAAGCGAGGAGAGAUGUACGGCACCAAAUACGUAGCACUUUACGAAAAGGAGAUUGAAGCGAUGUUUCAGCAAGGUGAAAAAGACCAAAGUCAAAAUAUGGGUCCGGCGAGAAUGCUGGAGGCUCUCAUAUUGGCUAAUCCACACAGGUCUUCAAAUUCGAGUGGCGAUACCGAGCGUUCAGAUCCGCAGCAGCAUCUAGGUCAAAAGAAAAAGAAGAUGGUACCGACCUAUGCCAAUUUCUUGGCAGGACUUGUGAAAGAUGAUCCUCGAAUCAUGCCGAGACAUGCGUUAGCCAUGCUGUACUACCAGUUUCCUGAUGCUCGGGGCAAGGCAGAUGAAAAACGUGUCCGGGAUAAAGUUUCUGAUCUCCAAAGGAAGCCGAAAAUACGUCGAAGUCGUGUUUCCUCACCUACAUCUACACCUUCAAGCUAA